AUGCACUCGCUAGACGGUGAAAAGCUGGAUGGACCUGGACCCAACGGUGGAAACCAGAACGCAGCGCACCUCCACGAUGAUUACAGUGCAGCCCGCGGGAGUAGGAUCCGGCUAAAAUCCGAAUCUUCUCGAAAGCACAAAGAUAGUGAUGAGAGGCACUCAAGGCAUCGGACCCGCCGCGACCGGCACCGUCGUCAUCGCAGCAAACGCCACAAGGCUUCCCGCUCUGAAGAAGAAACCGCAGACCCGCCGCUGUCCCCCAAUACUGCGUUCAGAGAAUCUCUUUUCGAUGCGAUGGCAGAUGAUGAAGGUGCGGCAUAUUGGGAAGGUGUGUUUAGCCAGCCGAUCCAUACCUACCCACGGCCCGAAAAGGCCGAUGGGCGUGGGAAGCUUGAAAGAAUGUCUGAUGAGGAGUACGCUGCAUAUGUUCGAGCGCGAAUGUGGGAAAAGACCCACCAGGCUGUCUUUGAGGAAAGAGAGCGCCGUCGGCGCGCUCGGGAAGCAGAGAAAGAAUCGGGGAAGCGCAGCCGAGAACAAAGGAGGCCAGAAACGGAUCGUGAGGCAUUUGAGAAAUUGGUGGAUGAGAGUUUGCGACGUGGAAGAGAGAGACGAGACAAGAAGAAGAAAACUAAUAUGUGGGUUGAUAUAUGGGGACGAUACAUGGAAAGCUGGAAAGAGUUGGACUCCAUGGCACAGGAGGCUGCGCUUUUGAAGAACGCCGAACCUACGAUCGCUGGUCCCUCCCCGCAUCUUCGAAACCUUAUCGUCUGGCCAGUUGAGUCUGGAAAGCGGAGAGAUAUUACUCCCCAGGCUGUAGAAUAUUUUCUCCGCAAUGCACCGUUCAAUAGCACCUCCAGCCAGGGCGCCGGAUCUGCAAACCCACCGUAUCCCGACCUGCUUACAGCCCUGAAAACCGAACGCGUGAGGUGGCAUCCUGAUAAAAUUAAACAUAGAUACGGAGUCCUGGGUAUGGAGGAACAGCUUACCAAAAGUGCGACCGAGGUUUUCCAGAUCGUGGAUAAGUUGUGGGUGGAAGAGCGUUCAAGAAGCGAACGCACCUAG
Molecule: messenger RNA, 1062 nt
Organism: Uncinocarpus reesii 1704
Lineage: Eukaryota; Fungi; Ascomycota; Eurotiomycetes; Onygenales; Onygenaceae
Exons: 1
Coding region: 1-1062 (353 amino acids)
Biological process (GO): canonical NF-kappaB signal transduction
Source: RefSeq, a predicted model, not a curated record